Messenger RNA from Paramisgurnus dabryanus, 2758 nucleotides. RefSeq names its product von Willebrand factor A domain-containing protein 5A. NCBI's taxonomy places the organism in Eukaryota, Metazoa, Chordata, Actinopteri, Cypriniformes, Cobitidae. The record is from RefSeq and is a predicted model, not a curated record.
UGAGCCAAGCCCUUUCUGGGUUGGUCUGCUCGUGCUCGGUUCUGUGUCAUAACUGCAGGAUUGUUUUAGUGUUCUUGUCGUCUUUUCUCUGAAUCUUUGGACGCAGUCUUUCAGAAAGUGCAGCGCGUUCGCUCGUUUACUGAAGUUGCUGAGGAUUUUGCAGACCGGAAGGAUUUGUGUGCGAAUUAUUUUUGUUUUCUUCAAACAUCAGAUUUAGGAAUCAGGAUUCAGGAUGGUGAACUUCUGUGGUCUCAUGACUGACAAGAACAUGCCCGUUCCUCUGAAGAGCAUCUCAGUGGAGUUGAAGGUUCAGGAUCAUGUUGGCACCAUCACGUCCAGUCUGCAGUAUGUGAAUGAAGAAGAGCGUUCCCUCGAAGCCGUGUUUGUGUUCCCGCUGCCCGCUGAUGCCGCUGUCUGUCACUUCAGUGCAAAGAUCGGUGAUCAGGAGAUUGUUGCUGAGGUCCAAGACAAGCAGAAGGCGAGGGAUCAAUACGAUGAUGCCGUGAGUUCGGGUCAGCAGGCGUUUCUGUUGGAGGAGAGCGAUGAAAGUUCUGAUGUGUUCAAACUGACAGUGGGAUGUUUGUCACCGGGUCAGACCGCCACCAUCACUAUUGUGUACGUCACAGAGCUCGUGAUUCAGGCCGACCACUCCCUGCGCUUCUGUUUGCCAGCUGUACUCAACCCACGAUACAAACCAGCAGAUUUAGUAGUUGGUGGAGCUUCUCAGGUGACGUCAGUUUGUGGAGGGGUUCCAUACACGCUGUCCCUUAAUGUUGAUGUGAUGUCAUCAAACCCUAUCUCCAAACUUGAGUCCAGCUGCACUCUGGAUCCUCUGGUGUUCCUCAACUCUGAUCACACGCAAGCAAAGGUGAAUCUGAGUCCUGGUCACAUGUUUGAUAAGGAUGUUGAGCUGUUUUUAUACUAUAAAAAUACCCAUCAGCCCACUGCUGUAGUGGAGGCCGGUGUAACCACAGCCCAAUCAGGUUCUCUAAUGAAGGAUCCAGUGGUCAUGAUCAGUUUGUAUCCAGAGUUUCCUGCAGAAGUGAUGUCAUCUUUGGCCUCUCGAGGCGAGUUUGUUUUUGUGGUUGACCGAUCAGGCAGUAUGGACUGCAUGAUGCAUCACGGGGAGGGAGCACAGAUGCGCAUAGAGAGUGCAAAAGACACUUUACUCUUACUGUUGAAGAGUCUGCCCAUGGGAUGCUACUUCAAUAUCUACGGAUUUGGCUCUAAUUUCGAGUCCUUCUUCCCUCAGAGUGUUGUGUACACUGAGGACACCAUGGAAGAGGCUCUGAAGAGAGUAAAGGACAUGAAAGCAGACAUGGGCGGCACAGAAAUUUUACAGCCUUUAAAACACAUCUACAGUCAGCCAUGUUACCCUGAUCACCCUAGACAGUUAUUUAUGUUCACUGAUGGAGAGGUGUGGAACACUAAGGAUGUGUUGGAUCUGGUGAAAAGUCAUGCUUUCUCUCACAGGUGUUUUUCAUUUGGGAUCGGUGAGGGUGCAAGUACAGCCCUCAUCACAGGAAUGGCCAGGGAAGGUUCUGGUCACGCCCAGUUCAUCUCAGGUGUUGACCGCAUGCAGCCUAAAGUAAUGCAAUCUCUCAGAUUUGCUCUUCAGCCUGCAGUUGAAAAUAUCUCUGUGAAAUGGGACGUCCCUGAGGGUGUUACUGUUGACAUGCUGUCCCCGCCCAUCAAUGUUCUCUUUCAGGGUCAAAGGGCACUCAUUUAUGCCCAGCUUAAAGGAGAGAGUUCAGGAGGCUCUGCUGGAACUGUGAUGGUGAAAUACAGUCUGAAAGAUCAAGCAGUGACAAACAAUCUCACAUUCAAUCUUAAACCAGCUGAAGACACAGGGUUGUCCAUCCACCGGCUGGCUGCUCGGACUCUGAUCCGCUGUCUGGAGCAGGAGGAGAGAGCAGGAGGUGCAGAUUUGGAGGAGAUUAAGAGAAGAAUCGUGGAGCUCAGUGUUCAGGCUGGAGUCAGCAGUGUUCAUACAGCUUUCAUUGCAGUUAAUAAAGACAGCAGAGAGACUGUGACAGGACCCCUGCUGCAGAGGACUGUACCAACACAACCUAUGUUUGCGAUGUGUGCGAUGCCUGCCCCUAUGAUGAGAUGUAUGAUGUCAGCCCCUAUGCAACCAUGUCUGAUGGCUGUCCCUAUGCGAUGUGAAGACGCUGUCCCCGAAAUGAUACAUUAUGGAGCAAUGCCCCUGGCAUCUAAUGAUGAAGAGUGUCAAUCUGAUGAAGCAUUAAAUGAGGCAGAACCUGAACCCCAGAAGGACUCUUUAAUGCAGUUGGUCUCUCUUCAGAAAGCCUCAGGCUGCUGGGAGCUCAACACCACAUUGGCUCAUGUGAUCGGGAGCACAGAGGACGAAGUGACCAAACAGAAACCAGCACAGGUGGAUAAGAUGGUGUGGGCCACUGUACUCGCUCUGAUCUGGUUACAUGCCUAUAAAAAAGAUGAUGAGGUUGAGUGGCAGUUUGUGGCCAUGAAGGCAGCGUCAUGGAUCUGCUCUCAGAAAGUUGGAGAUCUGUCUCAGUGUGUGAGGGCUGGGAAUGUCCUGCUGAAAUGUCAUGUGACGGAAGAAACAUUGGGAAUCUGAUUACUCUAAAUCCUAAAUGUUUUUUUGUGCUUGACGUUAGAUGACCAAAUUACUAUCACUGUUUAUCAAGAACAUUUAUUGUCUUUUGAUAGAUUAUAGAAAAUGAUUUGAAAUGAAACUGUAUUGUAUCAGUGUUGAUUAAAGUUUUAAUCCAGAGAA